Anolis sagrei ordinatus is the source of this 3850-nucleotide messenger RNA. RefSeq names its product methionine sulfoxide reductase B3 (gene MSRB3). The record is from RefSeq and is a predicted model, not a curated record. Gene Ontology annotation, biological process: protein repair; response to oxidative stress. Gene Ontology annotation, cellular component: cytoplasm. NCBI's taxonomy places the organism in Eukaryota, Metazoa, Chordata, Lepidosauria, Squamata, Anolidae. Gene Ontology annotation, molecular function: peptide-methionine (R)-S-oxide reductase activity.
AGAGAGAGAGAGGGAGAGGAAGGCAGGCAGGCAGGCAGAGAGCCUGUCAUUCUGGGGCUGGGAAAGGGAGACGGCCGGGAGCCUGGCCAAGGCGCCUCUCUCUCUCUCUCUCUCUCUCUCUAUGCGCGCCCCGCUGCCUUGCCUCCUGGAGUUGCUCUGCGCCUUCUCCGCCGCCGCCGCAGCUCUUGCCCCUGUUCUUUGCCUCUGGUUGUGUUGGUGAGGAUAUUACAGUGAUGUCUGCAUUCAACCUACUGCAUUUGGUGACAAAGAGCCAGCCGGUGGCCCUGAGAGCCUGUGGUCUUCCCUCAGGGUCAUGUAGGAAUAAAAAGAGCUGUAAGGUGGCCUUUCCCCAGGAAGAACUGAGGAAGCGGUUGACGCCUUUGCAAUACCAUGUUACUCAGGAGAAAGGGACUGAAAGUGCUUUUGAAGGGGAAUACACAUAUCACAAAGAUUCUGGAAUAUACAAAUGUGUUGUUUGUGGAACUCCUUUGUUUAAAUCAGAAACAAAGUUUGACUCCAAUUCAGGUUGGCCCUCCUUCUAUGAUGUUAUUGCCUCUGACAAAAUUACAUUCACUGAUGACUACUCUUUCGGGAUGCACAGGGUUGAGACAAGCUGCAGUCAGUGUGGUGCUCACCUUGGACAUAUUUUUGAUGACGGGCCUCGUCCAACGGGCAAACGAUAUUGCAUAAAUUCAGCUUCAUUGUCUUUUGAGCCUACAGACAAUAACCUUGCUGCUGAAGGAAGCACUAGCUCUAUUUCUGCUCAACCAGACAAGACAGAGCUGUAGCAGGAAAGGAUAUACUACAGACAGCUGGCGUCCCUACAUGACUUAUAAAGAAUGUUAUCCUAAAUUGCCUUCUAUCUUUAAAAAAAGAUAUUCUGUACUAGCAAUGUUUUUCUGUACUAAGAUGAGGCCUUGUGUGCCAAUGUAUUUUGUUAUAUAAUUAUACCUGGAUAAUUGUUUAUGUCUGUGCUUUGGGUAAUCCCUUAGCAAGAAGGGCUUUGGCAGUACGGGUUAUUACCAUUAUACUGCUUGGUUAUUGUAGGCUUGAAUAUAACUCUUUUUUAUUGCAGGGGAGAAGAUGACAGUUCAUUUCUGUCAAAGUCGAAUUAUAAUAUGCAACAGAAUUCUGAUAUCUUGUUCUGAUUUACAAGACUUGGGCAGCCAACCAUCUAUCAGUAACUAUCAUACUCUCCCAUAGUGGAGAUUUGUGGAUCGGUUGUUGUAUCGAACCUAUCCCAUGGCUCAGGUUUCUAUCAAAAUUCAGAGAGUGCACUUACUGUUAACUAUGUGUAAUCUGCUUCCCCACAUUAAUCUAAAUCAAUGGUUCUCAACCUGGGGGUCCCCAGAUAUUUUGGCCUUCAACUCCCAGAAAUCCUUACAGCUGCUAAACUGGUUGGGAUUUCUGAGAGUUGUAGGCCAAAACACCUGAGGACCCACAGGUCGAGGACCACUUGAUCUAAAUGAAAAUAAAGCUCUCACUGGUAUUGGACAUAGCAGAAAUUUGUCCUUUUCUGCCUUUGUUGGUGGAAAUAAACAACUAGCGCAGCCUGUUAGAACAUCUUAAGUUGCAAUCAGAAUUUAGACAAAGGUGGAGAGAGACACGAUAAUCUUUAGAGGAGUGAUCUAUGCCUCAAGUGAUAGCCCUAAAUAAUUGUUCUAGCAUACGUUCCUAAUGAAGAUCCUGCAAAAUAAUCACUGAGGAGCAAAAAAAACUUUCAUAAGAACAGUCUGUUGAUUGUGCCUUAGACAUUAAUUUUGAACUAAACUCUCAAAACCCUGAAAUUGAUUCUCGGAGUUGUAAUCCAAAAUGUAACUUUUCUAGGCGCUGCCUUUUUGUGGAAAUAAACAAGUAGUGCAACCUUUGUCCUCCCCCAGUUCAUACAGCUUGACCUCCACAUUUGCAGCUUUGACUUUUACAGAUUUGAUUAUUAAUUUGCUAUAUGUUAUCUCUAGGUUUUCCAGCGUGACUCUGGUCAAUUUCUGGCAGAUGUCACGCUGGAGGAUUUCUAGAGAAAAUAUUUAUUUAGAUAUGUGUAGGACCUCCCAUGCGAUCUUACAGAAGUUGAUCAAAGAGUUGCACUGGAGGACCUAGAGAUUCCUAGAAAGGUGUUCUUUCAUAUAUAUAUUUUAAAAAGCAGUUUUUUAUUUGCAGUUUUCCCACUAUUGUGGAGGUCCUUCUCCCCUACCUCCAGUUAAUGUGGAGAGAUUACUGUACUUCGUUAGAGAAGUACAAACCUUCCUGUAGUCCCCCUUAAAAUGUUUGGAAGGAUGAUAUUUCCAUCUUUCAAUAGCAUGAGUAGUGAAACAAAUGUGCCUGCUCAAGUACAAAUUUUUAUUAGUGUGCUACCUGAACACAUCUCUGAGCUCAUAUUUGCUUUCAGCUCCAACAUGUGUACAGGUGUAGUAGAUAUCCGAAUAUAGUGUCUGGAACAAAGAGAGACAAUCAAAGCAAUAAAAAGAUAUUCAACGAGGAACAAUCCUAUCCAUACCUACACACAUAAACAUAUACAGAGAAUAUAUCAUUUACUGAACAUUGUGCAGCAUAUUAGUUCAUGUGCCUAUAAUGAUGUUAUAAUUUUGUUUAAUUUUUUUUUCAAGAAAUUGCUGCUUACGUUUGAGGGCUCAAUUUGCUUUUUUACAAGAAUGGCGCAAUUGCUUUCUGCAUUGCCUUUCAGUAGUGUACAUGAUUGGAACAGAUGCAUUUUGCAAAAGCCUAGCACCAUGGUAUUAUGUAAUACCUGAAAUAUUUAACGUUGGCACCCUUUGCAGUACAUACAAUUACUGCCUUUUAUGCCUUACAGCUCAAUGGGACAAAAAAACCUAUAUGCUAAUAAAUAACAAAUAUAGUUGAAGAAUAGACAGAUGUAGGAUUUCAGAAUGCAGUCAUAUACAUAAGAAAACAAUUAUGCAUGGCAUUACUCUUAUCAUUUGAACAGUCUUUAGUACAUAAAGGCAAAGCAAUUUAUGUGUCAUAUCAUUAUUGCUUUUUUAUCUUUAUCUUUAUCGUUAUUUUUCCAGAAGGACUGUUCUUAUUCUUUGCCUCUUGGAAAAAAAACUGAGUUAUCUCCAGUCACAUUUUAAGACAUAAAUCUCUAAUGUGCAACAUAAGCGAAAAUGUGGGAUAUGCACGCAGUUUGCUUUUCAGAUCACAGUUGUAGUAAAGAAUCACUGUAGUAUCAAGUUUCAGUGUAUUUCUGUCUUCCAUUAAAGAAAUAUAUGACUCAAACUUCAAUGAGGAAUGGUGUCAGCUGCCCAUCGGUAGAUUUAUACUUGCACGAUCUGGAAUGCAGUGAACUGAGUCAGAAUGGCUAGGUAUAUAUGAUCAAUGAAAGUGUAACACUAUUGACAAUGGAAAGCCAUUGUUCUUUCUCUCAGCUGCAAUACUGGGCAGUGUUUUUUUUUCUGUGAAUGCCAAUAGAGGAUGCUAAAAGGACUGGUGUUACAAAACCCAAAUAAAGGUCACUUUGUUUAUGGCCAUCACAAGGGAUAGUUGAAGUUGAACACAAUCUAUAGCUGGGAAGUUUUUCUGUUCUUUGUAUUUAAUGGGUGCACAAAACUACUGAAUGCAAAUUUAUAUAGAACUAGAGAUCUAUACUUUAUAAUUGUCUGUUGAGGAUUUGCAAAAGAUCUGCUGUGCAUCACAAAUGUUAUUUAAAGAAAGAGAAAAGGUUGUUGUUUUUUUAAAAAGAUUAUUUUAGUGUACAGGAUAUACUAUUUUAAAUAUUUGAACUUUUCCUCUGAAUUGUUCUUUGCUUUGAAGAUAUCAGUGCUGACUUUUUCAAUGGAGAUAUCUUUUAAUAUAUUUGCUGUACACAGAUAUAUAAUAAAUAUAAUUUAUAAAUACA